Molecule: messenger RNA, 917 nt
Organism: Zea mays
Lineage: Eukaryota; Viridiplantae; Streptophyta; Magnoliopsida; Poales; Poaceae
Exons: 1
Coding region: 81-674 (197 amino acids)
Source: RefSeq, marked predicted
CCGCCUCCUCCAAACACGGCCACCCACUCACCCGUGCUCCGUUUAAAAUAGGCAUAGCAUAGCCAUCCCACGAGCACCGCAUGCACGCAUGUAAGUUUCUGCAGAAGCUAGCCAGGCAGACGAGAGAGCGAGUCACCGCGAGAAGGGGAUCGCGGAAAGUGAGAGCAGAAUCAACAAUCCACCUGCUCAUCGAGUCGAUGGAGAUGAAGGUUGCUGCCUCACGGCCAGGAUGCAAGAAACGCCCCCCGAGCCGUCUCCAGAAGCAUGCGCCAGCGUCGCUGCAACUGGAGCAGGCUGUCGCCAGUGCGGGGACGGGAGCACCGCCCGCGGUGUGGGGUGACGGGAGGGCGCCGAUCCCGCUCCUGUCGCCGCUCGUCGUGUCGCCCAUGGUGCCGGUCUGGGAGGCGGACCAGACGGGGGGCGCCAGGAAGGAGGGAGGAGGGGACCAGGCCGAGGGCAGGAGCGGUGCCGAGCAGCAGCAGCGCGGCGCCGCCGCUCGGCAUGGCAGCAGUGGGGAGCACCAGGUGCACGACGUGACACCGAGGCCGUCGGCGCCCGCGCUCGGCAUGGGGUGGCGGCACCCAGCGAUGUCGACGCCCGUGGCGGAGCCGGCGUCCCUUGUGCCCUUAUUCCAGUCGCAGUGCGCGUUGGAGGUGCGCAACUCGCAGCAGUGAGGGGGAAUCAUUUGCUCAACCAAGCAGCCAUGCCCAUAGUAGUGCGCUCGAGCUCGUGCUCACGACAGGCGCCGCUACGAUGUGAGAAGACGAUGACGCUUUCGUCCUCGCAGGCUAUUCUCGUCGUGAUCUAUCUUUGAACAACUAGCAUUGGUUUUGCUGCUCUUCAUCAGUUUAUCGUAAUAUCUUUACAAUGUGGUCACAGUUCUUUGUGAAUAUAAUUUAAACCUAUAUGGUUUAGCG